Messenger RNA from Cyphellophora attinorum, 450 nucleotides. RefSeq names its product 54S ribosomal protein L27, mitochondrial. Gene Ontology annotation, molecular function: structural constituent of ribosome. Lineage: Eukaryota; Fungi; Ascomycota; Eurotiomycetes; Chaetothyriales; Cyphellophoraceae. Gene Ontology annotation, biological process: translation. Gene Ontology annotation, cellular component: mitochondrial large ribosomal subunit. The transcript has a single exon. The record is from RefSeq and is a predicted model, not a curated record. The coding region runs from base 1 to 450 and encodes 149 amino acids.
AUGAAACCCACCCCAACCCUCCUCGGCCGCCGCUCCGCCGGCCAACGCAUCCGCUUCACAACCAAAGAAGUCGGCCGCGGCUUCUACCGGGGCACGCGCACCGGCAGCAUGGGCGCCCACACCCCUCACGGCGGCUACCUGAUCGACUGGCGCAAGGUCCGCCACUUCAACGUCCCCGACCUAAAAGGCUUUACGCUCACGCCCUACGUCUCCAAAGAAAUCGAGGUUCCGGAGAAGAAAUACACUAAGCGGAUCAACGACGGCAUGAGUUAUCUGCGGUUGUGGCGGGAGAGGAAUGAGACGGAGUAUGAGUGGAUUAGGAACCAUCAGUUGGGGGUUGUGAGUGAGGAGGAGGCGGAGGCGAGGAGGAUCGAGGAGGCCAACGCAGCAGCCAGCAACGAGGCGGCAAGCAGCCAAGAAGGCGGACAGAAGGAGAUGAGCAGGGCUUGA